UGACUGCAAAAAGGGAAGUCCAGGCUUAGUACACGAAUCUACAAGCUUUGCUUCUCACAUCCUGUGUGGCUGUAAACAGUAGACUAAAGGGCUGGUGACUUGCGGAAGACAAAAAUCGGGAACUAUUGAUCGGAAGCAGAGAAGCCGGAGCCACAGCCUCCUGGAGACUCCGAGAGCUCAGUGCACAGCAGGCUGAACCCGGGGACAGCUUUGGCAGCGACAGCAUGACGUCACAGCCCAUCCCCAGUGAGGCCUUAGCGGUGCUCACGGCACAGGGCAUCCGCCUCCCCCAGACAGAGAAGCCGAGAGCCCCCAGCCAGACACAGCAAAGCCUGGAGAAAUGGCUAAAGGCAGAGCUGAGCGUGUUUGGGACCAUCCAGAUCCUGUGUGGUGUGGUGGUAUUGAGCUUGGGGAUCAUUCUGGCAGCUGCUCCUGCUUCCCCGUAUUUCACCACUGUGUUUUCUACCCUGAUAAAAUCUGCAUACCCAUUCGCAGGAUCCCUGUGUUUCAUUGUUUCUGGGUCUCUCUCCAUCAUCACAGAGAAGAAGUCCACUAAGCCUUUGGUUCACAGCAGCCUGGCCUGCAGCAUCCUGAGCACCGUGCUGGCUGUGUUGGGUGUCGCUCUGCUUUCUUACACCCUGGCUGCUCUGGAUUCCGCCUUUCAGGAGUGUGAGCUGAGCAGGAUGUCCAGGCCGACCACCCAGUCCUAUUUUUAUUUUCACCGUGAGAGUUACAGCACCGACUGCUUCGUUGCCAAAGCCAGCGUGAUGGGCGUGCUGUCUGUGAUGCUACUCUGCUCGGUGCUGGAGCUGGGCCUGGCGGUGCUCACGGUGGUGCUGUGGUGGAAGCAGGCCCGGGCCCACUUCCCUGGGAUUGUGCUCUUCCAGUCUUACAGUCACAAGAACAAUCCCAGCAUAUUCUCAAAGACACAUGGUGACUCUGGAUAUGAAGAGCUAGUGACUUCUUAAUAAAAGGAAGACAGAACAUUCAGAAGAAAGCUGGUCUUUUGGUAACAGCAGACAUACCCUCAAAAGAGAGGAAGGUUAGAGCUUCCUAAAUGCGUGCUCUCUCACACAAUGGGCAUUAAAGGCUUUGGCGCAUGUGUUCAGUGAUGCUUUCUUCAUUUGCCUGACGAUGCCCUUCGGAAACACAGGGCCAUGCCAUUCAAGGGUGGGGCUCACUACACUGGUGAGAAGCCCUAGCCCCUUCCUGGGCCCUCCAGUGGAGCCUGGCGACCUGCAGGACACACCGGUUGCUUGCCUCCUUUAGUUGCAGAUGAGGGCUCAUCUCUUGAGGGGCUGCAGCUCUCUCCGUGGCACUGGCUUCAUUACACGCACUUUACACAUUUGUUUGCAGAUACAAGUUCCUACCUUGCAAUCACAAGACCUUUUAGAAAAGUAGUUGACUUCAAAAUAAAGUCUUUGUAUGAUUACAGA
Heterocephalus glaber (naked mole-rat) is the source of this 1436-nucleotide messenger RNA. Its product is annotated as membrane-spanning 4-domains subfamily A member 6D. Gene Ontology annotation, cellular component: trans-Golgi network; plasma membrane. The record is from RefSeq and is a predicted model, not a curated record. Gene Ontology annotation, biological process: cell surface receptor signaling pathway. NCBI's taxonomy places the organism in Eukaryota, Metazoa, Chordata, Mammalia, Rodentia, Bathyergidae.